AUGGCACUGGGGCCGGGCAGCUUCUACGCGGUCAGGUUCGACGUCCCAUGGCGUGAGAUCUGGUACGAACGACUGGUGAUCAUGGGUCGCUGCAUCAUGACGUCCGAUCUCGAUGUGCAUCCUGAAGGUCAGGCUCCCUCUCGCGACGUUCUUCGCCUCGAGCUGCUCGCGCGGAUGGGUGCUGCUGUCGACGGGGUGGCGUCAGGCAGCGUCUACCGUUGCAGGCGCCUGCCCUCGGCGGGAGAAGGCUGGGACGCCCUGCGCCCCACCGCUGCGGGAGGAGCUGGCGCGAGGGGCGCCGACGACUUCAGCCUGCACCUCGGCGAUGGGAACGCGCUCGGGAUGUCGCCUGGGCUGCUGCAGCCCCGCGGCCCGCGGGCUUGUGGAGUCGCCCGUGUCGGUCUCGCCGACCUUUUGGGCGACGCGCUCAAGGAGCAGGCCGAGCUCGGGCGCGGCGACUGGCCCGUCCUCAGCCCGCGGGCGCUCCUCUGGGUCCUCAGCUCCAUGCUCAAACUGGCGGGGGGCGCGUGGGCGUGGCCCGCGCCUUGGCUGGCCGUCGUGGCCGCCGCGGAGCACGACCAGACGGCGAUGCAGCACGAGACGAUCUAUCGCAUCAUCGAGACCGUGCUGGUGUACGACCGAGGGGCCCUCGCGGAGCUGGCGAGCUUCGAGUACCUGGCGAGGCAGCCGCAGCUCAUCGAGGGGAGGGCCUACGACGAGAGGGCCCGCAGGACCGCCGCGGCCGUGAAGGGCCAGGGCAAAAAGGUGGGUGCUGGCCAGGGUCCCCUGCCCACCGAGGUCGGCCACUUCUUUGGCAUCGGUGAGGCUAAGGGCAACCUUUGCAUCCGUUCCGCCUUGAUGCAGUACCUCUCAGAGCAGAUGAAGAAGGAGGCGGUGGUGACCCACAUCCCUCGCAAGCGCCAGCGGGGUGCCCUGCCGCUUCCUCUGCUGGACGUCGACGCGAGGCUGCACGCGGUCUCUGGUCGGCGACCCCGGCAGCGUGCUGCCCGAGGUGCGGCCUGGCGCCAGCGGUGCAACGAGGGCGCCGACGCUCUCAACUGGCUCCAUGGCCGCGCUGAGAUGGCUCCUGGCGACCGCGGAGCAGGGAAAGCUUCUUUGGCCCAACGUGCCGCUAUCGAGGAGCUGCAGGAGCAGCGCCGCAGUUUCGAGUUGCCUGCUGGCUACAGUGAGCAACGACAGUUUUGUGAAGCAUCCCUCGCAGAGGUGCUCGCCACGACCCCAGGCUACCAGAAAAGCCCACGGGUCAAACCCUACGACAUGGCCCUCGUGGCCUGGCCCGCGCUCGCAGGGCCUGCCGUUCAGGUGUCCUCCGUCGCGCAGCGGGACGAUGCCGUCCAGUUGGAGGGUCGGAGGCAGAGUAUGCUGAGAUCCGAUGCCGAUGUUCACGAGCUGCAGGAAACGUUGGGCGUUCAUCAACCUUACGUCGACCCGCAGCUGCGCGACCCUCGGAAGUAUGCUGAGUUUUUGAACACGAUGCUGCGCCACCACAUGAUUGAGUGGAGCGUGGCGGGGGGCAAGCUCCGCCUGGUGUUCGACGCGAGGGUUGGACCACGCGGGGGCGGCGACUGCUUCCGCCUGCCGCCGAUCUCGAGCCGCUUCAUUGGGCUGCAGAAGGUCGGCGGCAUGCGCGUUGGCGGCCGCUCCAUCUUGCAGCCCGUCGUGCGCGUUAUGCCCAUGGGAUGGAACUGGGCGUUGUUCUACUGCCAGUCCGUCCUGGUGCGUGGCACGAUUGACGUCGGCAUCGAGCCCUGUCGGCAUUUGGUCGACGGGGCUGCCCCUGAGCCGCUGGUCUCCAAGACGGAUCUGGUGGCGGCGGGCUACGUCGACAACUUCUGUGUCGUGUCUCAGACGGCGUCGGUGGCGACCGCAAAGGCACGGGAGCUGGCGGCUCUCCUCGCGUCGAGGGGUCUUCCCGUGCAUGACUUCACGGAGGCGCAGACCGACGGCGUCUUCGCGGGCAUCCAGUUCUCGGGCAAGACGGGUAGGCUACGCGUGAGACCCGACCGUGUGGCCAGGCUGCGCCGAGCCAUUCUUGCCUUGCUGGCCCGUGGCUCGGCCUCGCGCGGGGCCAUCGCGUCAGUCGAGGGCCGCGCCACGUGGGCUAUGAUUAUGCGGAGAGAGUGCCUGUCGAUAUUCAACGGGAACGCGGAGGUGACGCAGCGGACGCUGGAGUCCUACGGAGCCCACGCCCUGCGCCCCCACCAGUUGUGCACGUGGACGGUUCAGUCGUGCGCGAAUGCCGCCGCGUUGGGGCCGCCCCAGAAGAGGUUCCCGAUGCCACGCCUAGCGAUGCUCGCAGUGGUCGGCCUCUUCAUCCUGGAGAGGAAGUUCGGGGAGGCGGUCUUCGCGCGGCUCGCUGUCGACGCGUGCUCGAGGCCGAGCGAGGCUUACCGGCUCGUCACGGGGAGCCUGGUGGAGCCGAGAGCGGGCUCGACCGACGGCUACUUGCCCUGGGACAUGAUCGUCAACGGCGCGUCGACGGGCGGCCCUGGGAAGACGGUGGUCACGGGCGAGCGCGUGAUCUUGGACAUCGCUUGCUUGUGGCCCCUCCUCCAGGGCUCGAAGCUGGGCCGCUUCGCGAAGGACCCGCUGGUGAUCUUCACGCCGUCGGCAAUCUGCCUGGCCUUCCGCGCGGCGCUGGUCAAGCUGGGCAUCUGGGGCGCCGUCUCGGCCCUCCACGCGCUGAGGCACGGGCGUGCCUCCGACGACCUCUCGGGCCCUCGUUCGAGGAUGGAGAUCAGGGGCCGCGAGAGGACCGUCACCAGCGAGGGGUACGGGCCGUUACUCAUGACCCAGACCAUGAGCUCCUUGCUGUUCAGCAUUGUGAGCCGCAGCACGUACGCAGUAAGAGCAGCCGUGGGCCCAUGGACUGGGCCAAACAUCGACGCGCUCUACGCGGCGCGCGCUGUGUGGACGGUCGGGGACAUCGUAGAAAUCGAGCUUUGGCACGAACAAUUCGGGGAGUCUUGCGGGACGGGCGUCAUCGAGGUCACUGGGCAUGGGCCUCGAUCUCUGCUUUUCGAGGCCCGCAUUCUCGACGUGGAGGACACGUACUACCACUGGUGGGUGUUCAACAGCAACAAAGCGGAGAACCCGGCCCUGUUCCGGGCGACGGCGGGCAAGGGCGACGACGACGAGGUGGUCUUCCGUGGGCGCGAGGUCACUCUAGUGUACUACACCUGGCGCGUCCUGAACGGCAACGGGCUCGUGGCGGACCUCGGCGUCGUUGGUUGGCUUUCGGAGGCGCGGCGCAAGGAGAUCCUGGGAGAGAUUGGCCGCCCUCCGGCCGCGCUGGGGGACGCCGGAGCGGCCGCGGGCGAUCCUGGAGACCGGGAUGGACGAGAUCGUGAUCGCGGAGACGCUGCUCGUCCUGUUCUUGUCGACGGAACCCGCACGCCGACGGGGGGCGUGAAAGGCGACCUGGAGCGCCUCGCGGCCAGCGUGGGGCGAGGUCUGCUGUCCAGCAGGUCCCUCCAGAUGAUGGCGGACAAGGUGGGCAGGGAGGGGGAGGCGCGCGCCUGGGGCAGGUACCAGACUCCAGCUGCCGCCAAGGCCUACUACCUGCGCGUCCUCCUGCAGCUCACGGGCGCGGGAAUGCGCAACAAUCGGGAGAUGGCCACGCUUUGCGCGGUCCUCGGCCACCUCGCGCAGGGCCGGACCGCGUUCUCGGCGGACAUCGCGACGAUGCGGCUGAAGGCGGUGGACAUGGCCAGCCGGGAUGGCAACUGGGAUCGGGCCCAGUUCUUGGAGCUGGUGGAGAAGGACGACACGCCCCUGACGACCAUGGGGGAGGAGUUCAUGAUCACGCAGGAGCUGGCGAUGCAGCGGAAGCUCAAGGGCCGGGGCAAAGGGGCCAUCUUCAACAACGACUGGCCGAGCUCAGGCAGCACCUCCGGCAGCGCCAGCAACCUGGGCAAGGGGGGCAAGGACAAGCACGGACAACAGCACAAAGGCAUGGGGAAGGAAGGGAAGCACAAGAAGACGAAGCACGAGCGGCCAGAGCUCUUGCCAAUCAACUUAGACCUCGCCGAGGGGCACUGGAGAAAUGGCCCAGCGGGGCCACGUAGCACGGAAGGUGAUGAUACCUGCGGGCCGCUCUUGCUCGCCAGAGCCACGCUGCACGCCCUGAAUUUCCUCGCUUGCGCCGGGUGGGCGCCAGUGCCGGUAUGUUUGGGCAUGGCCGCUAGUCUGAGCGACGCGCACCGCCGCACCCUCUCUCACGUUUCGGAUCUCUGGGCGGCCCCGGCCAUACCGUUCAGCGCGCCAGAGGUCCGCGAAGAGCCGCGCAACAAAAGGGUCGGUUACGCUGGCGAGGUCGUUUCGACGCGGCGCGAGCUCAUCUGCAGCAAAGUCGCGCCCGCGUGGCCGGCCCCGGGCAAGGCGUGCAUCCUGCCAAUCAUUGAUUACGUCUCGGAGGAGCUCUGGGGGGGCCUGAUGAGUCCGGCCCGGCGCCUCCUACCCCAGUCCGAGUGGCCUGCUGUCACCCCGCGCUCGCGGGUCCACGCGGCGGACGAUGAGUGGUUCAGCUUGGCGCGCGCGGGCAGCGAUCGCGGGCUGGUUGCGCCCGCAGGCGCGGACAGCAUCUUCCGCGACGCCCGCGGCGACCUGGUGCUGAACGGGGAGGACGAGGUCUUUUGGGUAGAUUCUGAAGACAUGGAGUCGUGCUUCAACGUGUCUUACAUGCCGAACGAGUGGCUGGGCAUGUUUGCGUUCGAGAAGCAAGUGCCGUUGAGCGCUUUCGGUGGCGACCCACAUGUGAUGACUUACGUGGGAAUGCGGGCUGUGCCGAUGGGCUGGGUCGGCGCCGUCGACGUCAUGCAAUGCAUGGCGCGGAGGCUGGUCUUCCAUGCCGCUGGAGUUCCGCCGCUCUGCGAACUGCGAAAGGACAGGGCGAUGCCCUCGGAGGAUAUCGCCAUCGUGUGCAUGGACGGCUACGACCACAUAUCGAAAGUGAAGGUCCUGCUGGACGAACUUUCGGAGGCCCCUACAGGAGGUAGCCGCUCCGGGGCAAUGGAUCGCUUCGUGGCGGUCUGCGCUGCGCAGGGGGCCCCCCUCAAUGCCGGAAAAUCGCUCGCCCGUGGGCUGAGGGCGGGCAUCCUCGGCGGGGAGAUCGACAGCUUCCGCGGGCGUCUAUUGCGCAGCAGGGACAAGUCGCUGAAGCUGCGCAUGAAAUCGUUCGUCCUUCUGGGGGAGCCCGCGUGGUCCGCCGGCGAGGCUCAGCACUGGUCGGGGCUCUUCUGCUUCGCCGCGGGCUUCCGCAGGCCGCUCUUUUCAGUGCUGCAGGGCAUAUUCCCUUUCAACAGUUUCGGGCCUAGUGAGGCCUUGCGGAUCCCGCCUGAUAAUGUCAUUGACGAGGUGCUUCUUGGCGGUGCCCUCCUCCCACUAGCCUUCAUGAAGCUCCGCGCGAGCAUGUCGAAGGUCGUGAGCACGUCCGACGCCUCGGAGAGCGGCGGCGGCGCUGCAGAAGCUACCAGUUUUGUCUGCUCCCUGGCGUCGGGGCAGGCGGAGCGGCAGGAGGCGUGGUCUGCGGCGCUAGCGGAGGAGCCAAUAUUGCACCCGCCUGCGGUGCCUGUCUCGUGCUCCUCGUGCGGCGCAUGUGCGCCCGAGCGCGGGGAGUGGGCGCCCUGCCCGCUCGGCUGCGCGGGGGCGUUCUGCCCCCUUGGCUGCCUGCGCGCCCACCGCGCUGGAGCAUGCCUGGGGACAGGGACCUUUCAUGUCCACUUCGUGGAGGGGCGCUCGGGACCCAGCGCGCCGUUCUCAUGGGCUUGCGCGGUGCACGGGGUGCCCGUUUCGGAGCCCACUCGGCGGGCGAAGGUGGGAAGAUUGCCCGACUGCCGCAUGACAGAGCAGCGGGCGCACAUACUGAAGCGCGAGGACAUUGGGUUCGAACAUUGGUUCGUGCCCGGGUCCUCGGCGGGCCGCCAGGGGGAGUGCCGGCCUUGGCAGCCGGGGCGCCAGCAGCAGAGGACGAGGCGUCGUAACGCCGAGUUCGCUUUUGCUUUGGAACGUCUCCAGUAUCGCGUCCUCCACAGGGGGGUGGCGGUCGCGAUGCGCCCUAUCAGCGGCGCUGGCUGGGAGCUGCCUGCCGCCGUCGCCAUGCAGCAGUCCGAGGACAUAUUCUUCACGAAGGUAUGGCCGUGCUGCUUCGGGGGAUCGCGCCACUUAGGUAUGGCUGCAGUAGCGCUACUCCGGGGCUGGGAUCGCACAGCGGCCGCCUUGCUGAUCGGCUUCGCAUGCUUGCUCCGGUCAGGCGAGGUCGUCGCCAUCGUCAAGCGGCAGUUCGCCGUUCUAGGUGCGGUGCGGCAGGAUUACCUGCUCUCUCGCAGCAGCGCGGUCGACGCCCCAGAUGGGCGCAUCCUCGCGCUCGCUGGCGAUUUCAACUUCGGCGCGGGGCCCCCGCAGACGUGCGCGCCGCCCGCCCGCCUCGACCCCCGCGCUGCCUUCCACGAGUGGUUGACGUUGACAUUCGCGAGUUCUCCGAAACACUUGAAGCACUGGUCGCGCGCCUCCGACAUCGUGGGCCCCCCGAAGAGGCGCCGGGAGCCGUGCCGAGCGGGCUCGCCGGCGCGGCUGGCCCUGCCAAGUCCCGGGCGGCCGAUGGACGUCGCCAGCCUGGCCGUCGCGGCUCAGGGUGGUCCAGCCUCGCGUGACCCGCUGGCCAGGCGUCUAGGCGAGGGAGGCGCUGGGCUGGCAGCGCCGCCGGUCUUCGGUGGCGAGCCAGCAGAGAGGUGGUGUUUCGCCGAGAUCCAGACCGGGGAGCGCCGAAUCGUGCAGGUCGGCGUCGAGCGCCGCAACGCCGUGGAGCUCCAGCAGCAGAUCAGCACCUAUGUGGCCGGCAUCGCUGACCUCCAGCAGGGCAGGCACGAGUUGGAGACCGUAGGUAUGCGCUUGAGGGUCACUGAGGCAGAGCUCGAGACGGCGAGUGACGACCUCAGGGUCGAGUACGACGAGGCCAAGCAGUACUUGAACCACGAGAAGCGCGAGUACGAGCAGCAGAUCCGUCGUGCUCGGCAUGCCGCUACCGCCCACAUCCAGCAAGAGUUGCAGCAGUGCGUCGAGGAGCGCGACGCUGCGAUGGUGCGGUCCAGGGAUGUCCACAAUGCCGAGAUGCGGGUCUUGGAUGCCGAGGCCAAUCACGUCUUGGUCACUGGUCGUGCUGAGAACGAGCUGCGGUCUGAAGUCGGAGCGAUCAAGAGGGCGCGAGACACGCUUCAGGCCGAGUGGACCGAGGCGACCGAGCAGGUCCAGAGCGCCGAGGCGAAGGUGCAGCAGAGAGGCAUCGCAAAGGACCAGGACUUCGAGCGUCUCAAGGCGGAGGCGAGCGACCUGAAUUUCAAGUUGCAGGAGGAGUCCGAGAUCGCGCAGUUGGCGCGUCGGCGGCUGACUACACGUGCCCAGUCGUCGGACGACCAGCUGCGCGGGGAGCUCAACGACGCGGCCAUGAAGUGCGAGGUGGUGGAGGCCGAGGCGUCCAGGCAGAUCGCGGCUGCGUGGGCCGAGUGCGACAUGAAGGUCGAAUCAGCUCAGCACGAGGAGCGGGAACACAAGCGAGGCGCAGAUUCGGCCAGGGCAAAUUUCUACGCAAGCCAGGCUUUGCACAACACCGAGAAGGAAUAUUACGAGCACGAGGUCGACGAGUUGCGCGCCGAGUCCCGCGAGCUGAAGGACGAGAAGGUCGCCUUGGCGAGGGCGGCCCAGGAGCUGAUGGACAUCCAAGCUCCAGGACCGCAUGAGCAUGAGUACGCCGAAGGCCAUUGGGAGCAGCAGGACGACAUGGAUUUCGGCAGUCGGACUGGACCAGUCGAUCCAGGACCUGCGGUCCCACCAGGACUCCCGAGGCAGUCGGCGGCAACGCCGGGUGCAUCGUCCCAGGACGCUGGCAUCGCCGCAGCCAUGAUGGAGCUCAUGCGCCAGAUGGCGCAGCGCGAAUCCCAGUCGAAACUGAAGCCAGCGAAGCCUUCGCUCACGGGCAAGGAUGCGAGCACCUUGAAAGUCGAGCUUGAGAAGUUCCGCACCUACCAGAACGAAGCGCGCCAGAACAGCAAGGCGAUCUGGUUCGAGGGCGCGAGGGCCAUCGCUGAGGACACCGCGAAGAUCGAGCUCGAAGACAUGAUCGUUACCGAGAUGGGUGGCGAGGAGGCUUUCCAGAAGCUGGUUCGUGCUCGGGGCGAUCCGCGAUGGGAUCUCUACUGGUUUCGCUACGAGCGCAGGCUGAAGCGGACCGUCCACCCCGACGACGAACACGAGUCCAACGAGGCGGUCCGGCGCUACAGCAGGUUGUCCUUGCCCAAGGACGCGAACUCGGAGGGCGUUGCCAAGUUCUUGAACUUGUACACGGGCGUCAGGCGCUUACCCAACGGCACCGAGAUCUACAGGUGCAAGGGCCACGAGAUUCUCGGGAGCGGAGGUGCGGCUUUCACCAGCGAGAUCGUGGCGCAGAUCAACCAGCUCCUGAAUGUCACCCACAGCCUCGGCUCCGCCUACUAUCCGGAGUCGCAGGGCUUCGUGGAGGCGAGGCACCAGAAGGUGAACAGGAUCCUGGCGAGGCUGAACGCCGGCCUCGCUCGCGCCUGCGCCGACGACGCGGAGGCCGCCAUCCGCCAGCUGAAAUUCCCGAAGGUGUUCCACCGCGCAUUCGCGAUCGCGGAGAGGAUCGCGGGCCUCAUGCUGAAAACUUCCAAGUGCAAGAUCGCGCCCUUGGCCGCGUCCUACUCGCCCGCCCUCGCCCGCGGGCGCUCCACGAUGGCUGGCCGGCGCACGCAUGCACUCGGCGCCGUUGUCCUCGGGCUGGGGUUCGUCGUGGCCGCACUGGUGGCCCUCAGCUCCGGCAGCGCUUUCGUUGGAUCUCCGGUGCAGCUGAGAGCGAGACAGGGCGCGGUCCCCCUGCGGGCGGAGGGUGAGAAGUCCGUCGCGCUCGUGAAGGUCACCGAGGAGAAUGCCAUCACCACGGCCAGCCUCCUGGGCGGCACCGUCGGCCUGCUUACGGGGGGCGUCUGGAUCGGGGCGGCCCUCUUCGCGGUGUCGUCCUAUUUGUCCAGGCAGGAGGAUUCCGAUGUGUCCAAAGCCCUGAAGGGCGUAUCUUCCACUGCCCUCGAGGCGCUCAACUUCGGCGCCUACCUGAAUGACAAGUAUGCGGUCACGAGCACGGUCAGUGAUUCCUUUGCGAGCGCCCUGGAGUCGAACCCUGAGACGAAGAAGACGAUUGACGAUGCUUGGAGCGGCGUCAAGGAUGCCUACACGUCAGUCGACCAAGACGUCGGCAUCAAGGACACCCUGGGCACCAUCCUGGCCUCUGGCAGCGAACUCGCUUCUCAGGCCGUCGACAAGGCCGUGGAGCUGAACAAUAAGUACAAGUUUGUGGACCAGAUCGGGGAGAAGAUCUCGGAGGUCGUCGAUCAGGUACAGCUCCAGGCAGACCUGUAUGCGGCUGUGCAGGACAGGAACGAGGUGCUGCAGGUCCUCGAGAUGCUCGUCGGCGACGAGGCCAUCUUACAGAGGGUCCUCGCGGGCCUCCCCGCCCUGGCCGUCCUGGUCGCGGGGCGCAUCCCCAGCUUCGAGGACAGCUUCGGGCACUACAGCCACUGCAGGGACACCUCGAUGGCUGGCCGGCGCACGCAUGCGCUCGGCGCCGUUGUCCUCGGGCUGGGGUUCGUAGUGGCUGCGCUGGUGGCCCUCAGCUCCGGCAGCGCUUUCGUUGGAUCUCCGGUGCAGUUGAGAGCGAGACAGGGCGCGGUCCCCUUGAGGGCUGAAGGUGAGAAGUCCGUUGCGCUCGUCAAGGUCACCGAGGAGAAUGCCAUCACCACGGCCAGCCUCCUGGGCGGCACCGUCGGCCUUCUUACGGGGGGCGUCUGGGUCGGGGCCGCCCUCUUCGCGGCGUCGUCUUACUUGUCCAGGCAGGAGGAGUCCGAUGUGUCGAAAGCCCUGAAGGGCGUGUCCUCCACCGCCCUCGAGGCGCUCAACUUCGGCGCUUACCUGAAUGACAAGUAUGCGGUCACGAGUACGGUCAGUGAUUCCUUCGCGAGCGCCCUGGAGUCGAACCCUGAAACGAAGAAGACGAUCGACGAUGCUUGGAGCGGCGUCAAGGAUGCCUACACGUCAGUCGACCAAGACGUCGGCAUCAAGGACACCCUGGGUACCAUCCUGGCCUCUGGCAGCGAACUCGCUUCUCAGGCCGUCGACAAGCUCGUUGAGCUGAACGGUCAGUACAAGAUCACGGACAAGAUCGGGGAGAAGAUCUCGGAG
Molecule: messenger RNA, 10263 nt
Organism: Prorocentrum cordatum
Lineage: Eukaryota; Dinophyceae; Prorocentrales; Prorocentraceae
Source: the annotation of a GenBank genome assembly